Messenger RNA from Pygocentrus nattereri (red-bellied piranha), 1424 nucleotides. RefSeq names its product procathepsin L-like. The coding region runs from base 63 to 1064 and encodes 333 amino acids. The record is from RefSeq and is a predicted model, not a curated record. Gene Ontology annotation, cellular component: lysosome. Gene Ontology annotation, molecular function: cysteine-type endopeptidase activity. Gene Ontology annotation, biological process: immune response. The transcript has 9 exons. NCBI's taxonomy places the organism in Eukaryota, Metazoa, Chordata, Actinopteri, Characiformes, Serrasalmidae.
UACAGGCGCACAGAUAUUCCUGCACACAGAGAGCUUCAAAUCUGCCUAAGAACUCAGAGAGAAUGAGGGUUUUGCUCACUGUUGCUGCUCUUGUGGUCGGGGCUGGUACUGCCAGUGUCUCUCUGGAGGAUCUGGAGUUCCACACCUGGAAACUGAAAUUUGAUAAGAGUUAUGGUUCAGUGGAAGAAGAGUUUCAGCGUAAGAUGAUCUGGCUGGACAAUCUUAAGAUGGUCCUGGAGCACAACAUGCUGGCUGACCAGGGCCUCAAAAGCUACAGACUCGGCAUGAAUCACUUUGCAGACAUGGACAACCAGGAGUACCAGGCCAUGUUCAAAGGCUGCCUAAAAUCCUUCAACAGGACCAAGAGCCGCAAUGCUUCUGCAUUCCUCCGACAGACAGGGAGUGCUGCUCUGCCUAGAACUGUGGACUGGAGGGAAAUGGGCUAUGUGACCGAGGUUAAAAACCAAAAAACAUGUAGCUCCUGCUGGGCCUUCAGUGCAACGGGGGCACUCGAGGGUCAGAUGUUCCGGAAGACGAGGAAUCUGGUAUCUCUCAGUGAGCAGCAGCUGGUCGACUGCUCUUGGUUUUCAGGAAACCAAGGCUGCGCAGGCGGUUGGACAGAGCAUGCCUUCGAGUACGUCAUGCACAGUGGAGGCCUGCAGUCAGAGAGCUCCUAUCCUUAUGAGGCCAAGGAUGGGAUUUGUAGGUUCAAUCCAAAGAAUGCUAGUGCUACCUGCAGUGACUAUGAAGAGCUACCCAGUGAAGACGAAUAUGUUCUGCAGGAAGCCGUGGCCGUAAUCGGGCCUAUUUCUGCAGCCGUCAACAUCGAUCGUCAAACCUUCCAACUCUAUAAGUCAGGUGUUUAUGAUGAUCCAUACUGUAACAAGCAACCAAAUCAUGCUGUCCUGGUUGUUGGUUACGGCACUGACAGUUAUGGGGAAGACUACUGGGUUGUCAAGAACAGCUGGGGUGCUCAAUGGGGUGAAAAAGGUUACAUAAAGAUGUCCAGGAACAAGGAUAACCAGUGUGGUAUUGCUACAUUCACCAGCUAUCCUCUGGUUUAAAGAUGACACAGAGAGAGCAAAACUAACUCAUGGAGGAACUAAGCAGAGUCCGAGCAGGAAAAAUAUACAGAGAUUUACCUCUGUCCAGAAACAUUUGAAUAUAUUUAUCAACGCAAAAGUUAAUAAUUCUUUAAAAUGCUUUUACAUGUGUUUAUUUUUUCAACAUUUCUACUAGGAGUGAAAAACAGAGCAUUAAUCUGGUUGUGGACAGUCUCUGAGCUCUUUAUAUUUAAUAAACACAAUCCUCAUUGUAAUGCACUCCUUAACCUCUUAUUCUCCAGGGUAUAUUUUCCUUUGUCCACAUGAUCACAUCACAAGGCAAAUUAUUCACUAACUGCAAGAAAUAAAUGUACAUUUUUA